Messenger RNA from Mangifera indica (mango), 2437 nucleotides. RefSeq lists its product as uncharacterized. Gene Ontology annotation, molecular function: nucleic acid binding; zinc ion binding. Bases 252 to 2207 code for a protein of 651 amino acids. The record is from RefSeq and is a predicted model, not a curated record. Lineage: Eukaryota; Viridiplantae; Streptophyta; Magnoliopsida; Sapindales; Anacardiaceae. The transcript is spliced from 6 exons.
UCACCAAGUCUCGAACUCAAAUUCUCUAUUUCCACUGAAUCUAAGCUUGGAGAAGGUUAAUAAUAUGGUGUUGAGGCGACGAAAACUCAGCAAUCCAUUUGCGGUAAUAGGCAAUAAUGCUCAAGUUACAGAGGCCUUUUGUGAUUAAAAUUACUUGUGGGCAUGAAAACUAGCUGCAAAUUUUUCAUCAAUGUAAAAUAUAAAAUAGCGCGCUUUACCAUUCUCAUCAAUCUCGUUGCAAGACGAGUGAAAUGGAGAAGGAGUCAACAAAUCUUCCUCUUCCACAACAGCCAACACCGACCAUAAAAUCGCAGCAUUUUUCUGAGAAUAGUAGAAUGCAAAACGAUUUAUGCUUUUACUGUAACAAGCGGGGUCACUGGGCAAGAUUUUGCCCAAACAAAACACCGGAGAAGUCGUCACCCUCCUCCAGUCGCGGUGGACCUAACAGGAGUUCUGAAUAUCCCUCGAUCGACUGUCCAUGUGGCAAUGGAAUUUGCCGCAUUUUUGUUUCUAAAACCGAUGAGAACCCUGGUAGGAGCUUCUACAGGUGCCCUGUACUGGGAAGUGGGGACUGUCUUUUUUUUAAGUGGUGUGACGAGAUUAAGAAAGAAGAUACAAUAGUCCCUCCUGAAUGUCCUUGUGGUGCAGGAAGAUGUAAGAAAUUGAUUGAAGUUAAAGAACCCAACGUGGGUCGCAGCUAUUUCGUUUGCCCUAUAAAAAAGGGAUUUGGGGCAUGUCCAUUCUUUGAAUGGGCAGAUAGUCAAUCAUCUACAGAAGUAAAUUUCUGUGUAGACAAAAGCAAAGGCUAUGGCUCGCCACAAUCUAUGUGUGAUAGCGACAAGGUUUUUGAUGUUCUGAACAAUGAUUUACAAACUAAGCCGGGUGAGAGGAUGGAAGUCACUGUGUCUAACACCAAUGAUUCACCAAAUUCUGAGGCUGUGCCUACAUCUUCUGGUCAAACUAAUGUACUGUUGAAGGAGAGCCAUGAUUCUGGUAGGACAUCAAGAAUUUUGCCUGAAAAUGAACAUCCAUCACUAUGUUUGACCUCACAAAAAGAAAAUACUGUACCCAAUUCUACCGACAGGGGUACAGUCAUGCAGGAGGUAGAGUCAUGGAAUUCCAUAGUUCAGAAAGAUUCAGUGGAUCAUCUAUUGUCACAGUCUACGAUUCAUUGCCGACAGAUGGAGUUUUGGAGGCAGAUUUCUGCUGCUGGGGGCAUUUCAACCACAAUAGAUUUUUCUUUGGAGGUAACAGAUAUUAUAUAUCAAGGCUUGGGUCUCCAAGUGCUGGGCUGGUUGGGCAGGCUUGCUUUUUUUUCUCCUCCACGAUGUUUAAAAGAUCACACUCCCAGGCCUUUCUUUUGUGGUGCAUUUCCUCCAUAUGAUCACAUCUACAUUCCUAAAGACAAUGUGCUUAAUCCUGAAGGCCCGACUUUCUUGGCAGACCAGUGCCUUUUUAAUAAUCACAAUGACAAUUUAUCAUCACCAUUUUCUGGACAAGAUCUUCAGCUUUGGAAUGGUGAUAUUCAGAAGCCAUCAAGCCUUAAACGAUCUGCCAUUACAAUGGAGGAUGACAACGUUAGAAGUUUUGUAGCAAGUUUAAUUUCAAAAUCUCUUGAGAAGAUGGUUCAGCAUAUUCAGAAUCAACUUGUCAUCAUGAUCCUGAACUCAAUCGAUUCAUCUAAUCAUGAUUGCAUGACAAAAGCUGCACACACAUUUUUACCUCUUCUAGAUCGCAUGCCAGUUGACAAUGAUGCAUUUUCUGGUCAUGUUAAGGACUUCAUUGAUUCAGCAAAAAGACUUUCUGCCAUAGAGCAGGCGAACUGCAAUGAAAAGUCCAUGCAAGAGUGCAGUGAGCUUUACAACUGUGAAAAAGUUCACUUUGAUGAUAUUUCUACUGUCCAUGAGAAGGCCGUGUCUGAAUUUACUUCUUGCAGUACACGACUUCAGUCACUUAAAGAAGAGGCUUCACAUGUUAGGGACAUGCUUCGUCAAAUUGAGGACAAGUUGUUGUGUUGUGAAGCAGAGACUUCAAAACUGGAGACUCAUUUAGAUAGGAUUAAUAGAGACAUGCUGGAGUCCAAGAGUCGCAUGCAAAAAGCGGAAGAAGCUUUGAAACUUUGCAAGCAAAGAGAAGAGGAGCGAUGUGCAGCGAAGGCCGCAUUGGAGAAGGCAGGAAUUCAACUUCAAAAAUAUGUUGGAGUAUGAAAGAAGUAUGUGGCUUGCCUUUGAGAAAGCGACAAAAACUUUGAACCUUUUUCCACAGUGUGAACAAUAUCCUAUCAGGUAAGGCAGCAUUGCAUCAACCAGAACCGUAUAGCUGACCUAGCAGCAAUGUUAUAUUUCAUCUUUAUGUAUGUAUAAUCUGUUGGGACUCUUGUACUAAGAACUAAAUUUUAGAUGUUUCUUGUGCAAAUUAGUCCAUCCUUCUCCCUCAA